AUGUCUACAAAGUUUCCAGAGAUCCAGGGAGGGGGAUCCCUGAUUCUCGCGUGGCAAAUCAAGGGCAAAGAAGUCCUAGUUGUAGGCGGCGGCGAAGUCGCUGCUGGUCGUAUUGUCAACCUCCUUAAUGCUGACGCCAAAGUCACGGUUGUCUGUCCUCGUCAGGGGCUCAAUGAAGAGGUGGCAUACCGGGUCAACAAUGGGCAGGUGAAGCACGUUGACCGCGUCUUCUUACCUCUUGAUCUCGAACCUGAAAAGAAAGUCGCCAUGGUGUUGACAGCCAUCGACGACCCUGAUGCCUCUACACGAAUCUGGAAAUAUUGCAAGCAGAUGAAAGUGCCCGCCAAUAUCGCAGACGUCCCCCCAGAAUGUGAUUUUUACUUUGGCAGUGUUCAUCGCGACGGUCCCCUCCAGAUCAUGGUCUCAACGAACGGCAACGGGCCCAGAAUGGCUGCCGCCAUCCGACGACAGAUCGGCCAGAUGCUUCCCGAAGGCACAGGAGCCAGCAUCGAGAGAGUCGGUCAACUCAGACGAAAACUGCGUAAGGUUGCGUCUGGGAAAACCAGUCGAGACAUCAGCAAAAGAAUGGCAUGGAUGAGUGAGGUGUGCGACAAAUGGAGCGCUGCUGAUUUUAACGAUAUGGACGAUGAGGAUAUGGACAGACUGGUUCGAUAUCACGAGUCUGGCGAAGUACCAAGUUUCGAGGAUAUUCGUCUUGGAGCCCGCGACGAGGUUGUUUGGGAAUUUGACGGUUCUUUUGGAUGGAUGUAA
This is a messenger RNA of Exophiala spinifera, 771 nucleotides long. RefSeq lists its product as uncharacterized. Gene Ontology annotation, biological process: siroheme biosynthetic process. The record is from RefSeq and is a predicted model, not a curated record. Gene Ontology annotation, molecular function: protoporphyrin ferrochelatase activity; precorrin-2 dehydrogenase activity. Bases 1 to 771 code for a protein of 256 amino acids. The transcript has 2 exons. Lineage: Eukaryota; Fungi; Ascomycota; Eurotiomycetes; Chaetothyriales; Herpotrichiellaceae.